CAACUGAUCUUAAGAACGGUCAUAUCUUAAGUUAAGGCGCUGAAGUACGUGGCUCCAAAGGUGGUCCCUUGCGUGCAUGAAAAAUAACUUUCUAAGGCUUUUCAACAGUAACGAUGGAGGCAUUAACAAUCAACGGCGGCGCCAUGACCGUGCGGAAGUUCAAGCCCGUCAUGGUCCAACCUGAGUCUGAGACCCCCGACGGUUUCUACUUCCUGUCGAGCCUCGACCAGGCGAUUCCCUUCACCAUGAUGACGAUCUAUCGCUACGAGAAAGGCAGCGGCAACGUCGGAGAGGUGCUCAAACAGGCUUUGUCCAAGGUUUUGGUCCUCUAUUAUCCACUGGCCGGCUCCAUGGCCAUAAGCUCGGAAGGGAGAUUCAUCGUGGAGUUGACGAAGAAGGGCGUGCCAUAUGUGGAGGCGGAGGCUAAUUGUAGCAUGGACAUGCUGGGCGAUGUCCGAGUUCCCGAUCUCGACGUCACAAACAAACUCAUUUACACCGAUCCAAAGGCCAAAACCAUACUCGAGACACCCUUACUAACUGCACAGGUGACGAAGUUCAAGUGCGGUCGAUUCACUCUGGGGGUUGGAAUCAGCCACAGCCUGGUCGACGGCGUUUCCGGGAUGAACUUUGUCAACUCGUGGGCCCAAAUAGCAAGAGGCAAGCCGGUGACCGCCGUCCCUUUCCACGACCGGACCCUGCUGAAGUCGCGGGUGCCGCCCCAGAUCAAGUACCCGUACGACGACUUCGUGCAGAUCGCCGACACCUCGGACACCGAGUCGCUGUACCAGCGGGACCCGCUGGUGCACAAGCUCUUCGUCUUCGACGCGGACAGGAUCGCGGCAACCAAGAAGCUGGCGCUGUCCGAGGGGAAGGUCCAGUUCGGAACGGAGGCGCUGCCCGAGAAUUAUUUCGGCAACGCCGUGGUCACGACCGCGAGCCUCUGCUCCGCGGGGGAGCUGUGCGAAAGGCCCAUCUUGUUCGCCGUCGAGCAGAUACAGAAGGCGGUGGAGCAGCUGGACGAGGAGUACGUGCGGUCGAGGAUGGACUUCGUGGACACGUACAAGCCACCGCUCUCGUCGGUGGGCACGCUGGUGAUCAGCUCCUGGACCCGGCUGGCCUACGGGAUGUCCGACUUCGGGUGGGGCGACCCGUCGUAG
Molecule: messenger RNA, 1157 nt
Organism: Eucalyptus grandis
Lineage: Eukaryota; Viridiplantae; Streptophyta; Magnoliopsida; Myrtales; Myrtaceae
Product: omega-hydroxypalmitate O-feruloyl transferase
Exons: 4
Coding region: 114-1157 (347 amino acids)
Molecular function (GO): acyltransferase activity, transferring groups other than amino-acyl groups
Source: RefSeq, a predicted model, not a curated record